Molecule: messenger RNA, 1973 nt
Organism: Cyprinus carpio (common carp)
Lineage: Eukaryota; Metazoa; Chordata; Actinopteri; Cypriniformes; Cyprinidae
Product: protein Wnt-10a-like
Biological process (GO): canonical Wnt signaling pathway; cell fate commitment; multicellular organism development
Cellular component (GO): extracellular region
Molecular function (GO): cytokine activity; frizzled binding
Source: RefSeq, a predicted model, not a curated record
GUGGGCUGGCAGAGAGUUAAGUGUAGUCUGAGUGCCAUCAAGAUAAGGCAAACAUCAGAAGUCCUGAAGACAGUAGAUAGCUCAGUCUGAGUACUGAUGUGUACACGAGUGUCUUGUGUCAGAUGAUAUCUCAGCGGAUCCUCUCAGCGUCGGCUCACAUUUUCAUUCAUUCUGAAAGCUCAAACUGAUAGCUCCAGCAGAAAAGUUGUGAAGUGAUUUCAUGCAUGAGGUAUCACGACAUCGCUUGGCACUCUCCAGCAUCAUUUUAUUUUUCGUCGGAUUUGGACGAUCUGAAGCUGAUUGCUGGAAAGCUGUGCGCGUAUUGGACGGAUCUUCUCCUCAAGCAGAAGAGUUGUGAAAGAGUUUUGCAGAAGAGCACCAGCAGCAGCAUGGAUUACUUUUUAUUUCGACUCUUCUGCUCUUUGGCUUUGGCGUCGCUUCUAAUUCAAAGGGCAGACUCAAAUGAGAUCCUUGGACUAAAGAUCCCCUUUGACCCCAUUCUUAAUGCCAACACGGUGUGUUUGACCUUGCCCGGCCUGACAAAGAAACAGCUGGACGUAUGUAUGAGACAUCCAGAUGUGACAGCCUCAGCCAUACAGGGCAUCCAGAUCGCCAUCCAUGAGUGCCAGCAUCAGUUCAGAGGACACCGCUGGAACUGCUCAAGUUUGGAGACCAGAAACAAGAUCCCCUAUGAGAGUGUUGUCUUCAGCAGGGGAUUCAGAGAAAGCGCAUUUGCAUAUGCCAUCGCAGCGGCCGGAGUGGUGCAUGCCGUGUCCAACGCCUGCGCCAUGGGCAAGCUGAAGGCCUGUGGCUGUGAUGAGAAACGCAGAGGGGAUGAAGAGGCGUUCAGGAUCAAACUCAACCGUCUCCAGCUGGAGGCCAUCAACAGGGGGAAAGGCAUGGUGCACGGUGUGAUGGAACACUUUCCCGCCGAUGCUCUCGGCCCCCAGGACUCCUGGGAAUGGGGCGGCUGCAGUCCCAACGUGGAAUUUGGGGAACGCUUCUCCAAGGACUUCCUGGACUCCCGUGAGACGUUCAGAGACAUUCACUCCAGGAUGAGACUUCACAACAACAGAGUUGGCAGGCAGGUUGUGGUGGACCACAUGAGGAGGAAAUGCAAAUGCCACGGCACAUCAGGAAGCUGUCAGCUCAAGACCUGCUGGCAGGUGACUCCAGAGUUCAGAACGGUGGGCUCGCUGCUGAAGGAUCGCUUUAAUAUCGCCACGCUAAUCAAAGCCCACAACAGAAACACAGGUCAGGUGGAGCACGCCCAUCCGACACACCGACGGAGAGCUAAUGCAAACGAUCUGGUCUACUUUGAGAAGUCCCCAGAUUUCUGCGAGAGGGACCCUGGAUCAGACUCUGCCGGGACGCAGGGCCGGAUCUGUAACAAGACCAGCCAGGGAAUGGACAACUGUGAGAGCCUGUGCUGUGGCCGGGGCCACAACAUCUUACAGCAGACUCGCAGCGAACGCUGCAAUUGCAAGUUCCACUGGUGUUGUUAUGUUGUGUGCGAAGAGUGCACGAUAACAGAGUGGGUCAGCGUCUGCAAGUGAAAUAAGCAAUCAUCUAUUAAAUGUACAGAAACAGACAUUAAACACAGGGAAAGACUGAGAAAUUCCUCCCUUUUGCAAUGGACUGCCGUUUCCAUGAUUCGAAUGGAAAGCACAAAAGCAGACUGAGAUUAAUUGAGUGCUAGAGAAGUGUGCACGUGUUUGCACACUGCAUGGGUCCAAGCACAAGAUUUCAGACUGAUUUUGGACUUGCACUGCAUAUAAUUUCAGAAAGUAUUUUUAAUUUAAUUAAAUUAAGAAUAUGGGUAUAUAGUUGAGUAUAUUGCCAACAGAGCACUCAUCGACACUAUGUAGUGUUAAUUUUAUUUCAGUUUUCAAAUAAAUCAAUGACUCCUAGUCCUGUAAUAUAGCAACAAGCAGACGCAUGGGAUUCCGGUACUUAAAGAAGAGAAAUAUAUA